AUCACCAAGCCGCGCGGAAGACUUGGCGGUACAGUCAACAACGCCGACCUAGAAUACAGAUUUAGCAACUCUUCCCUGUUGAGUAGGUACCAUCAAACACGGUGUAUCCUGUCAGAUUAGCAUUUCCGUCAGCCUCUCUGGACCAGAGGGGUUUUUGCCAGAGUCUAAGCAGCAGCGUCAGCAUGGCUGAAGCCGCGAAAACCAACCUGACCAUCAGCGAGAUCUGGGACACGUACGGCGACUAUGGCCCCGACAUCGUCUCCAUAAACGGGAAGAGCGAGGACAACUGCAGCUACAAGAUCAGCGAAGACUACCUGGCCUACAACCGGGGGGACUCCCUCGCGGCCAGCAUCUUCGUGGGCACCAUCUACGUCGCGACGAUCGUGACCUGCGGCAUCGGCAACAUCCUGCUCAUGGCCACCAUCGUCAUGUACAAGAAGAUGCGGACGGUGACCAACGCCCUGAUCGCGAACCUCGCCUUCUCGGACUUCAUCGUGUCCGUGGUGUGCGUCCCCUUCAUCAUCGACUAUUACGUGGUCCGCGCCGAGAGGCCCUGGUUCUACGGAGACACCAUCUGCGCCGUCAUCAACUACCUGCGGAUGGCGUCUCUCUACGUCUCCACCAACUCGCUGCUGCUCAUCGCCGUACACAGGUACAGGACGAUGUUCACUCAUCUGCCGAACCAAGACACCAGCGGGUCUCGGAAGUUCCUGGUGGUGCAGAUCCUGCUGGUGUGGCUGGUGUCCCUCCUGCUGGCCGUGCCCGUCGCCGUCUACUCCCGAGCGUUCCCCUACACCACCACCGGAUCCAACUUCUGCGGACAGAUCUGGCCGACUCGACUGGAACCGAUGUACAAGGCAUACUACAUGCUGCUGUUCCUGCUGGAGUUCGUCCUGCCUGUGAUCAUCAUGUGCUUCUGCUACAUCCGCAUCGCCCUGCACAUCUGGUACCGCCCGCAGACGGGCCAGGCAGGGCACCUGCCGCCGGAGAGACAGCAUCACCGGGAGAAGGUCAUCCAACUGCUCAUCGUCACCCUGCUGUGCUUCAUCGUCUGCUGGCUGCCUUACCACGUCUACGCCAUCGUCCGCGACUUCGCCCCGCACCUCCUCCUGGUCUCCCGCUACAACACCACCCUGUUCUUCAUCGUGGAGGCUCUGGGCAUGGCGCAGGGGAUGGUCAACACCAUCAUCUACAUCGGCAUGAACAGCGCCGUCCGCCAGCACAUGAAGCAGCUCUUCAUCGACCUGAAGAACCGCCGCAUCACGAACAACCCUCACAGCGGUCCGCAUUGACUCGUACGGCACAUCGUGACAUUUGCAAUCCUAGUCCUCUGCCAGAAGGCAUGGCAGAUGUGGAACAUGCCGACGUGAGAGCCUCGACGCGAACUUUCAACUUGGAAUGAAUCAGAGCUGUAAAAAUACUGGAAGAAAAGAAAGUAUUCUU
Molecule: messenger RNA, 1443 nt
Organism: Branchiostoma belcheri (Belcher's lancelet)
Lineage: Eukaryota; Metazoa; Chordata; Leptocardii; Amphioxiformes; Branchiostomatidae
Product: prokineticin receptor 2-like
Exons: 3
Coding region: 183-1292 (369 amino acids)
Biological process (GO): neuropeptide signaling pathway
Cellular component (GO): membrane
Molecular function (GO): neuropeptide receptor activity
Source: RefSeq, a predicted model, not a curated record